AGUUUGAUGGGUGCUGCUGUUGGUGCUGAAAGAGUCGAGCAGUGAAGGUUAUCGAGCGAGUUGAAGCAACAGAAACAGAGGGUUGCUACGUCUGGUUAAAAUGCUCAUGAACAAACAGCUCUGUUUGUGUUCGGCGAUUGCAAAUGCAUCUGCUACUGCUAAUUUUUCAGUCUUAUCGUCAGUUAACCAUUCCAACAACAUCAACGUUAAUGCAAACGUCUUAAAUCGAGGAAUACUAGUGAAUCUUAAUAUACACAGCUCUCAUCACCAGCUGCAUGCUAAAUAUUAUUCAAACAGCCCCAUAAAUAACGUUCCAAGCAGUCACAGCUUGAGAUCAAUUUCAACUAAUUCGAAUAACACACCUUCUACAUCUACCAAUAUCUAUAAUUUCAACACUUCGAAUUCAAAAUAUAUUUAUUUUUCUUCGUUGUUGUCCAAGAUUGAUACUGUUGAUCCCACUAAUUUCCAGAAUAAUUUGUUCUUCAUAAAAAAUUCUCCCAUCCAGUUUAUUUCAAAUUUAAUCAAAAGCAAUGAUAAGUCAAUUGGUAGUUAUAGAUACAGACAAAAAAACAUUAGUAAUAAAAGGACAAAUGCAUCCUUAGACCUAUCUUCCACUUCGUUGAAUGAUAACUCAAUAUUGGCUACUGUUGGCUCAAAAGUAACCUGCCAAACAACUACCCCAACUUUUUCCUGUCAAACGACAAAUAAUAACGCUCUUAAUAACGAUGAAAAUAAAAACAAUAUCAACACAGAUAGAAGUAAUGGCAGUUUAAAUCCUAAUCCUGAAAAUGGUAUACCGUUUAAAAUAACUCCCAAAAUAAUAACUAAAGAGCAAAUGUUGUCCAAAAGAUCGAAAAAUAUGACCUUUGCAAAAUUAAUUGAUCCAUACAUUGCUUUAUCCAAACCAAGAUUAACUGUUUUAGUUAUGUUGUCUUCAAUUUGCUCCUACGCCUUAAGUCCCUAUCCUGCAACGGUAUCUCAAUUAUUAUUUCUAACAGCUGGUACUUCCUUAGCUUCAGCAUCUGCAAAUGCAAUUAAUAUGGGUAGAGAACCGGAUUUUGAUAGAAGAAUGGUUAGAACUUCAACAAGGCCUGUUGUAACCGGUAUAGUAACACCAAUGCAAGCGUAUAAAUUUGCGACCAUAACUGGUAUAGUUGGUGUCUCAAUGUUAUAUUUGGGUGUCAAUGCUACUGUCGCAACUUUGGGUGGUUUAAAUAUUGUUUUGUAUGCUUGGAUUUAUACCUCGUUAAAGAGAAAACAUAUCAUCAAUACCUGGAUUGGGGCAAUAGUUGGUGCUAUUCCUCCACUAAUGGGCUGGGCUUCCUCUUCUUCUUUAUUACACCCAGGUGCUUGGUGUCUAGCAGGUUUAUUGUAUGCCUGGCAGUUUCCUCAUUUCAAUUCUUUGUCUCAUAAUAUCAGAUACCAAUACAAAGAGGCCGGUUAUGUCAUGACUGCUUUUGAAAAUCCCAAAUUAAAUGCAAGAGUCGGUUUAAGAUAUUCUUUGUUAAUGUUCCCAUUAUGUUUUGGUUUAAGUUACUGGAAUAUUUGCGAUUGGGUGUUCCCCUUUGAUUCUGCUGUUUUAAAUGCUUGGUUGUCGUAUGUCGCUUUUCAAUUUUGGAGACAACAAAGAAAAAAUUAUGGUAAAAAUGGAGAUUCCUCGCCAAAUUCUCCUGGAAUGAAAUUGGCUAAUAUUCAAGCCAAAAAAUUAUUUUGGGGUAGUGUUGGUCAUUUGCCUGGUGUUUUGUUAUUAGCAAUGUUACAUAAAAAGGGUUUAUGGGAUAGGCUUUUGGGAAAUGAGAAAAAUGACAAUUCAAAUAAUAUUCAAAAAAUUUCUGUAUAAAUUUGAUUAUUAUUAAAUAUUUUUUCUGUAAAUAUAAAAGAAAAAUUGACAAAAUGAUAAAAGAUAGAAAUAUAAAAAC
Messenger RNA from Ascoidea rubescens DSM 1968, 1919 nucleotides. RefSeq names its product protoheme IX farnesyltransferase (gene COX10). Gene Ontology annotation, biological process: heme biosynthetic process. The transcript has a single exon. The record is from RefSeq and is a predicted model, not a curated record. The annotation marks the transcript as partial. Gene Ontology annotation, molecular function: protoheme IX farnesyltransferase activity. Gene Ontology annotation, cellular component: mitochondrion; membrane. NCBI's taxonomy places the organism in Eukaryota, Fungi, Ascomycota, Saccharomycetes, Ascoideales, Ascoideaceae.